Messenger RNA from Symbiodinium natans, 1731 nucleotides. The record is from the annotation of a GenBank genome assembly. Lineage: Eukaryota; Dinophyceae; Suessiales; Symbiodiniaceae.
AUGAGGCGAUGGCUUCUGUGGGGCUGGUGGCUCCAGCACGGUCUCACAGGGCCAGCAGGUGCACCUCGUCGUUUACUUGGUAUCGAUGCCCCUGUGCUGGAGAAGCUCUCCGUGGUGCUGAGCACCGGAGUUGCAGCUCCACUGGCCUGGUCGCAGUUCGAGCUGAAGUAUUCCCUGACGGUUCCUCAAGAAGCUUUGGCUGUUGCGAUUCUCUGUGUGGUUCGUCAGGGAUAUGCCGUACUCUUGCGCCUUCAUCGGCCAGAAGACGACUUUCAUGAGACAUUGGUCUCUGGAAAACCUUCUGCAUUUGCAGACGUGCCCAGUGAAGAGGCUGCUCUGCUAGUCCUGGAAGUCCAGCAUGAGUCGCGGAGCACCAACUAUUCGAUUGUGGUUAUUCGUUCGACGAUCACUUCUGACUUUCAGUUUCAGUACCCAGACCCCGCCACGAUGGUUCCGGCCACUUCCACCCUGACCGGCCUGAUGGCAGUAGAUGGCUUCGGGGACCCGCUCCGGAUGGAACCAAUCUACUUCGAUCCUCGGCACAGCCAGUACCUCGCCUUCGCCAAUCCAAACACCGGAGGCGGCUACGCGUGGACGCGCGCCCUUGCCUCGAAGAACGACCCGGACGCGGUUCUUCAGCUACGUGUGGAUGGCAGCGAUUGGGAAAGCCUGGAGUCUGGAAUACUGACCCGGUACAUCUCUGUGCCGGUAAACACCUGGCUUCUUCUUGAAGUGCGCGUCACCUCGGCGACAGCUACAGCUUCUGGUAUCACACCACUCGUGUACCAGCUUCUCAUUUCGCGGGAGCUUCGCUGUCACGUUCUUUGCCGCACUUGCUUCGGACCUGAAGCGGCUCAUUGUUCAUCAUGCCGGGCGCCUCUGGUUCUCAACAACGGGUCCUGCACGCAGACGGCAUGCCCGCCCACCAGUUACUACGAAUGGACUUCAUACCAAUGCCUUCCGUGUGACGAGUCUUGCGCUCAAUGCUCAGGUCCUGGGGCAAGUGCUUGCACCCAGUGUCGCGCGCUGUUCUUCCUCUCGCCGGUGACGUGGGAGGAUCUUCAGGCACCUUGUGUUCUUCGAUGUCCCGGAGGCACCUUUGCCCAUCCGCGGAGCCGACGUUGUCGCAAGCCUCCAGCCGCCCCUGUCAAAACGUUCUACCUCCGGUUUAAAUUCCGCAGCACGUUUCAGGAUUUCGCCAGAGAUCCUGUGGUACAGGAGUCAGUGCUGAACACCACCGCCUUCGUGUUGGGCUUGGCGCUAUCUGACGUUCGGGGCUACAAGAUGGAAGCGGUGAAGGAGGAGUACGGCAUUGUGGUUGAGAAUGGCCCGCCUCUGCUGUCCGUCGAGGUCGUGUCGCCAUUCCUGUCCAAGGAUGAGGCAGACCAGAUCUCCAUGAACACUUGGUUUGGCGCUUUCGAGGUUCCGGUGGAUGACGUCCAAAGCUUCACAUGGGAUCAGAUGCAUCCUCCAUUGCCACCACUACCAAUACAGCCUUUGCUGCCGACGUGGGCAUGGGGUUUGGGAACUUCAGCGAGUGCAGCAAUCCUGUUGAUGCUGCCUGUAUAUUGCUGCUAUUUCCGCAGACUAGCGAACACCAGACGCAAGUACCGACCUGCCACUAGUGUUGACCCUACCUUCAUGGAGCGUGUGGUCAAUGAUUCGGAUGCGCAGCUGGUGAGACGGUUUGUUGCUCGCGAGAGUGGUGCACAGCUGAUGCGCGAUGACUGA